Messenger RNA from Mollisia scopiformis, 829 nucleotides. RefSeq lists its product as uncharacterized. The transcript is spliced from 2 exons. Bases 170 to 742 code for a protein of 190 amino acids. The record is from RefSeq and is a predicted model, not a curated record. Lineage: Eukaryota; Fungi; Ascomycota; Leotiomycetes; Helotiales; Mollisiaceae.
AUUUUCGUAAACCCCACCCGCUGGAGAAAGAGAAAGACAAACGUUCUUAUACGUGAUUCUAUACCGUAUCAUGUUUAAGAAUCUUCUUGCAAUGAAAUCGAUUCCUAUAUGAUUGGUGAUUAUACAUCUCAUUAGAGAUAUCUAUAUCUUCUUUGAAAGUGUUGCCAUUAUGUUAGAUCCAAUGACAGCUCUCGGCAUUGCUGGCAACAUUGUCCAGUUCGUAGAUUUCUCAAUUAAGCUUUUGGGAGAUGCGCAUGAGCUUCACAAGUCUGCAGAGGGCUCUCUUCAGGAGAGCCUUGAUGUCGAGAAGGUUGCGGGAACAAUAAGAAUUCUUCAGAUGAAGUUGAGAAUUCAAGACGAUCAUCAUGUCAGUGGCGAUGACAAGGCCGAAAACUUAUUGGAAGAACUGUGCACAAGUUGUGAUGAGACGGCAAAAGAACUCUUCGAGGUUUUGGGAAGUCUUAAAGUACAGGGGAAGAAGUCGCCGUGGAAGAGCAUGCGGCAAGCGAUAAAGAGUAUCAAGGGGAAGGCUACUAUUGCGAAAAUAUGCGACAGGCUCAAUGGAUUCCGGGAGACUCUUGAAUUGACCAUUCUUGUGGAUUUAAGAAACUUGAUCUCCAAUCAGUCGUCAACUCUGACAAUUUUAAGCAUCUUGAAAGUGGCAGUCAGGACAUUGUCCUUUCCCUUCUUCAGAAUCGGAGUAUCUUCACGACAACCAUUGAUGCACAAACUGCCGAGUUGAAGGAGAUUCUUCAAAAGGAAGCCGUCAUCGCUGCUCUUCAGCAUGAGGAUGUCAAGUCAACAUUGCUCGCAACCGUCGAAGAUAUCA